Empidonax traillii (willow flycatcher) is the source of this 1353-nucleotide messenger RNA. Its product is annotated as protein ERGIC-53-like. The transcript has 12 exons. The record is from RefSeq and is a predicted model, not a curated record. Gene Ontology annotation, biological process: Golgi organization; endoplasmic reticulum organization; endoplasmic reticulum to Golgi vesicle-mediated transport. Gene Ontology annotation, cellular component: endoplasmic reticulum membrane; endoplasmic reticulum-Golgi intermediate compartment; Golgi membrane. NCBI's taxonomy places the organism in Eukaryota, Metazoa, Chordata, Aves, Passeriformes, Tyrannidae. The coding region runs from base 1 to 1353 and encodes 450 amino acids. Gene Ontology annotation, molecular function: D-mannose binding.
AUGGCGGCGCGGUGCCCUCAGCUCUCCCUCGUCCCGCUCCUGCUCUCCCUCGCCCUGCCGGCCCUCGCCACCCCUCAGGAGGCUCCGCAUCGCCGCUUCGAGUACAAGUACAGCUUCAAAGGGCCGCACCUGGUGCAGGCGGAUGGCACCGUGCCCUUCUGGGUGCACACGGGCAAUGCCAUCCCGAGCGCCGAUCAGAUCCGCAUCACCACCUCCCUGAAGAGCCAGAAGGGCUCGGUGUGGACCAAGAACAAGGCGCUCUUCGAGCACUGGGAGGUCGAGGUGACCUUCCGAGUGACGGGGCGAGGCCGCAUCGGAGCCGACGGAUUGGCGGUGUGGUUUACGGAGGAGCAAGGCCUGGAAGGGCCCGUUUUCGGGGCGGCCGACAAGUGGAACGGCGUGGGGGUCUUCUUUGAUUCCUUCGACAACGACGGCAAGAAAAACAACCCCGGGGUGAUUGUCGUUGGCAACAACGGGAAGCUCCUCUACGACCAUCAGAAUGACGGCGCCACCCAAGCCCUGGCCACCUGCCUGAGGGAUUUCCGGAACAAGCCCUACCCCGUGCGGGUGAAGAUAGCCUACUACCAAAAAACGCUGACCGUGCUGGUCAACAACGGCUUCACCCCGGAUAAGGACGAUUACGAGCUGUGUGCCAAGGUGGAGGACAUGCAGCUGCCAGCCCAGGGCUACUUCGGAGUAUCUGCAGCCACGGGGGGACUGGCAGAUGACCACGACGUGCUGUCCUUCCUGACCUUCCAGCUGACCGAGCCCGGCAAGGAAGCACCACCAGCAGAUGCAGAAAUUCCUCAGAAGGACAAGGAGAAGUAUCAGGAGGAGUUCGAGCACUUCCAACAAGAGCUGGACAAAAAGAAGGAGGAGUUUCAAAAAGAACACCCCGACGUGCAAGGCCAGCCAGCUGAUGAUUUCGAGAGCGUGGGCGACCGCGAGCUGCGGCAGAUCUUCGAGGGGCAGAACCGCGUGCACCUGGAGAUCAAACAGCUCCACAAGCAGCUGGACAUGAUCCUGGACGAGCAGAGGAGGUACCUGACGGCGGUCAGCGAGGAGAUGAGCGCCGUGGCCGAUGUGCUGCGAUCAGCGGGCGGGGCCCCCGAGGCCGAUCAGCACUUCAGCGACAUCAAGGAGCACCUGCACCUGGUCAGGAGGGACAUCGAGCACUUGGCCCAGCGCAACCCGCCGCCUGCCGAGAAGCCCAAGUGCCCCGAGCUGCCGCCUUUCCCCUCCUGCUUGUCCACGCUGCAUUUCAUCAUCUUCACGGCGGUGCAGACGGUGCUGUUCGUCGGUUACGUCAUGUACAGGAGCCAACAAGAAGCAGCAGCCAAGAAGUUCUUCUGA